Varanus komodoensis (Komodo dragon) is the source of this 6922-nucleotide messenger RNA. RefSeq names its product nectin cell adhesion molecule 3 (gene NECTIN3). NCBI's taxonomy places the organism in Eukaryota, Metazoa, Chordata, Lepidosauria, Squamata, Varanidae. The coding region runs from base 78 to 1736 and encodes 552 amino acids. The transcript is spliced from 6 exons. The record is from RefSeq and is a predicted model, not a curated record. Gene Ontology annotation, biological process: homophilic cell-cell adhesion; symbiont entry into host cell; heterophilic cell-cell adhesion. Gene Ontology annotation, cellular component: apical junction complex; adherens junction.
GGGGAGAGAAGGAGGAGGUUGUGGAAGGAACGCUCGGGAGUCGUAGCGGCGGCUGGGAGCGGAGCCCAGCCUCCAGCAUGGCCGGGUCCCUUGAGGCGGCCGUUCCGCCACACGCUCCUCCCGGCCGCCAGUUCUCUUUCGCGUCGACCCGGCGUCGCUGCUGCCACCGCCGCCCAGGGAUGCCCGCCCUGCCCGGGUUGCUGUCGCUGGGCUUGCUCCUCUCCCGUGUCUGCUGCGCUGCCUUAGCUGGACCAAUCGUUGAUCCACACGUGAGAGCAGUAUGGGGGAAGAACGUUACACUGAAAUGCAUAAUCGAUAUAAAUGAAACAUUAACACAAAUUACAUGGGAGAAAAUACAUGGGAAGAGUGCACACACUGUUGCUGUUCAUCACCCUGACUAUGGAUUUUCUGUUCAAGGAGAAUAUCAAGGAAGAGUUUCACUCAAAAACACCUCUCUUACUGAUGCGUCUAUCAUCCUAACCAAUGUUACCUUCUCGGAUUCUGGAGAAUAUGUAUGCAAAGCAGCUACAUUCCCUCUAGGAAAUGCACAGUCAUCAACAACUGUAGCUGUAUUGGUUGAACCAAUUGUGAGCUUAACAAAGGGACCAAAUGCUUUAAUAGAUGGUGCCAAUCAGACAGUUGCAGCAAUUUGCACAGCCGCCACUGGAAAACCAGCAGCAGAGGUUCUCUGGGAAGGUGACCUUGGUGAAAUGGAAUCCACUUCAACUUCAUAUCCAAAUGAAACUGUAACAGUGGAGAGCCAGUAUAAGCUUGUUCCUACCAGGUUUGCUAGAGGAAGACAUAUAACUUGUGUUGUGAAACAUCCAGCUUUGGAGAAGGAGAUAAGGAUGCUUUAUGUGCUUGAUAUUCAGUAUUCCCCUGAGGUUACAGUAACUGGAUAUGAUGGAAAUUGGUAUAUUGGAAGGGAGCAUGUUUUACUCAGGUGUAAUGCUGAUGCAAAUCCACUACCAAUGGAGUUUACAUGGAGUCGGUUGGAUGGACGUUGGCCUGAAGGUCUGCAGCCUUUAAAUAAUACUCUACAUUUCAGCAGUCCAUUAACCUACAAUUAUACUGGAACUUAUGUUUGCAAAGUGGCCAAUUCACUUGGCCAAAGAAGUGAUCAAAAGACUAUCUACAUAUUAGAUCCUCCUACUACUACCACCUCACCACCCACGAUUCCAUGGCUUCCUUCAACUGAUGGCAUCACAGGUUUAGCAACUCAGCCAAAACUAAGGCUUUUUCCAACCUCACCAUGGCCAGCAAUGCAGGAAGACAAUUGGGGCACCAUCAUCGGUAGUGCAGUGGGCGGGGCUCUUUUACUGAUACUUGUAUGUGUCUUGAUUGGAAUUAUCUGGUAUAGGAGAAGGAGGACGUUCCGUGGUGACUACUUCGCUAAGAACUACAUUCCACCAUCAGAUAUGCAAAAGGAGUCCCAAAUAGAUACCCUCCAAGUUGAGGAUGUGGAUUCUUAUCCUGACAGUGUGAAAAAGGAAAUAAAACAUCCUGUGAACAGUCACAUAACUAAAGACUACUUGGGAGAAUCUGAAAAAACAGACUGGAACAAAGUAGACACUAUUAACAGGUACCAGGACAGGUAUGAAAGACCAAUGGAUUACUAUGAAGGUGGAACACUGGGAAUGAAAUACUUGGGUGAGGAAUGUUACGAUGAAAAUGAAGAUGACUUAGUUUCACAUGUAGAUGGCUCUGUAAUAUCCCGAAAGGAGUGGUAUGUGUAAUGACCACAUUCAAGUUUUGACUAUACAUAAAGCUCCUUCAUUAGGUGAUCACUUUCAGAUUGUUUAUACUUUUUCUUGAAGAAUAAGCUUUUUGAAGUUGAUUUUCAAGCUUUUUAUAUUCUAACUUGACAAAUGAAAUGUAAAAACCUCAUUUAAAUGUAUUGAAGCUGCUUUAUGAUUUUUUCAAUGCUGUACUACUGUCUUUCACAAGAUACAAAUUUUAAUAUAGUGCUUUAUAUGGCCUAUAGCACAAGAUAAGAACAAAGUGCUAAAUGGAAAACAUGAAAUUGUUAUAAAAAGUUUGAAAUUAAGCAAAUGUCUUUCCUUGUGACUACACAUUUAUGAUAAAAAUUAUCUUGAUAAAUUUUUUGACCUAUAAUUAUACUAAAAGAUAACAUGAAGCUGAUUCAGAAACAGAGCUAAUCUAAGGCACAUUUUGUUUACAAAAAGUAAUAUUUGUGAUAUGAAAUAUUCUGAAGGCACAGUUUUUUCAAAGCUUUAUUUUUAGGUAUUCUGCACAGAAUUUGAUACCUCUACAUUUUUGAGCCUUGCCAUAAUUAGAUACUGUAGUGGGUGGUACCUUCUACAGGUGACUUGUUGCACUGAGCCUGCUGCAUUGGACUUUUCAAUGAACAAAUCUUGCAACGUAACAGGAACAGUAUAUUUUAACACUGCAUUUUAUUUCCAAGCACUGGAAUAUCAGAUUCCAAAUGAUUUAGUUAGGUUUUCAGAAGAGUCCCUUCUAAAUAUUGAGUCAGUAUAUAUGGUUUACCCCAACCCAAAAGGAAAAAAUAACAUUCAGAGAAUGCUAGGUUUCCCUAAGCACUUUACAGAAUGUUUGUUAAGCACAUAGCUAGGAAUGCAUUGAGCUGAAACCCAGAUACAACUUAAAUAUUUGAGUCAAAGAUGCAUUUUUAGAAAUAUUUGACCUCUUACAGAAUAUGGUGGUAUAUCAAGUAGUAUGUGGGCUGUACAAGGAAAGAAGGAAACUUUAAAUGCAAGAUAAACGUUAUUUGUAAUGCUAACCUGUGUUUUGUAAGCUUAUGUCACUCUGAAAAUCUAUGCCUAUUUUGAAAGAGAAUGCUGAAAACUGUGACAAGACAGGUGUAGAUACCAACUCAAACUGAAAAUAUACUAGCUAAUGGUUUAGCUCCUCUAAGGCAUUUUGGGAGAUGUAUGCUGCUUUAAAAGAAAUGUAGUGGUACAGAAAAGCUUAAUACUAAAGAGCUGAAUAGAUUAAAAAUAUUGUAAGAAAAGGUUUCAAUUCCCUUGACAUAAGAGAUGGGGCAACUGUACUGUUUUAAAAUACAUUACAUAGCUAGGUUAAAAAAAUGAAUAUGAUUGCAUGUGCAGAGAAUACCGAUAAGAUCCCCAACAGUAGUUUAAAGCAUACUUGCAUAGAAGUGUUUCCUAUUAAAGUCCAUGGAGGCUUUCUCCAUGUUCAUAACUGAAGGUGUUUGUUUCAACAAAUUGGAAGGGUUGUUUCUGUUUAAUGCAUAUAAACUAUUAGAUGAAUUUGACAGCAUGAGUACACACAAGAGUAAUGCUGUUUGGCUGUGUCCCAUUAUAUAUCUUGAAGUAAUAUGAGCACAUUACAAAAAGAUCAACAGUAUUUUAAAGCUUUUCAGUGAGUACAGUAUCUUUAUUACGGUGCAGUUUUGACGGUACACUGUGACUUGGUUGCUAUGUCUUCAAAAAUGUGACUGCAGUUUAGUAUUUAUAAAUACAUGAAACUGAUUUUCUAUACAUUAUCACAUUGAUAAUUCAGGUGGUAACAUUUUACUUGACCAAAGUGUCUCUUCAGGGCAUUUGGAAGUAAAAUUAUUAAACCAUGCUUGCCUGUGAACUCAAGUGAGUUUCUAUAAUUACUUCAUGGAUCUGACUCAUCAUUAGCUGAAGAGCUUAAUUCAGUUAACUUUUGAUCAGGCCCUAAGCUGACAGCAGGUACUAAAUUGUGUGGUGUUGGGUUCCCCCCUCCUUGUUUGUUUGUUAGGUUUAAAAAAAAAAAAAAAGCUUGUGGUCUUAGGAACAUCUCCAUUGUAAUCUACUGGCAUACUUUCUGUAAGCCCUCUAAAAACUUUCUUGUAACACUCAAAUCUAGAAGCAGUUACCUAAUAUUCUGUGUUCCUUAUUAUAAGUUUGUUAAAUUUACCAAGGAUUUUACAGUUAAAUAUGAAGAGGUUCAUAAUAGGUUUAAGAUGUUCAGUGUUGCAGUGUUUCUUACAUAAUGUAUGCUUGGUGUAAAUAGAGAACUGGUUGUAAGUAUGAAUAGCUGUUGUGUGAAAUAAAUCUUUUGUUCAAUUAAUUUCUUGAAUGCAGGUUAUAUGCAUAAAUGAUUGAAAGGCAUAUACAUUGGAAUACUACAUUAAUGUUGAAUUAACAGUUAUAGUCUAGACAAGACAGCUGAAUAUGGAAAAAAGUACUUCUGUACAGUAUCUGAGUUUAAAUUGGGGCAUUCAGAAUUUUUUAACAAAUGGCUUACUGGUCAACAAGGCUGAUAGUCAUUAAAGAAAGACCGUGCAUUAAACUAGACAACUUAGAUAUUAACUUAGAUAUUCAGUGGUAAGGUUACUUCUUUUUUCCUAUACAGUGGUACCUUGGCUCACAAAUUUAAUUCAUUCCACGAUUUUGGUUGCGACCUGAAUUAGUCGCGAACCAAGUCAAAUUCCCCCAUAAGGUUCAAUGUAAAUAAGGUUAAUCCGUUCUGACCCCUACGAGCAUGGUUGUGAACUGAUUUUGGCCACGAACCAAGUCAGAUUUGCCCAUAAGGUACAAUGUAAAUAAGGUUAAUCUGUUCUGUAAAUACUUUUUUAAUCACAACAAUUUGAAACAAAGUAACACAGUACAGUAGGGAACACUGGCCUAGGUGUGGGGCAGGUUAUUGUUUGGAGGGAGAGUCCCCCUCCAUAAGGGCAUAAGGACACUGGGGAGAUCUCUUUCAGGGGUUUCCUCUCUUCGUUGUCUCUUAGCUGCAGGGUCAAUUUUGGUGAAAAAUCUCCACAUUCUGGUCACCUUCCCUACCGCUCUGCACAUUCUUUUUGCCACCAUGCUUGGUCUGCAUUUUCUUUGGAGCCAUUAUUCAAUAUUAUUAUUGAAUAAUACUUUACAGUACUGUAUGUGCUAUAAAGCACACAAAAAAGCUUCACAGCAAGUGACCACAAGUUUGUCUGCAACGCAAGCAGAGAAGAUGGGCGCAAUCGUGCUCGUGUGGGGAAGAUGGCUGCGAUCGUGUUUGUGCAGGGAACAUGGCCGCGAUCAUGUUCAUGUGGGAACAUUGCCACAAUCGUGCUCGUCAGCUGAUGCAGAGUUCGUGAACAGAGGCAAAUUUUUUCUGAAUUUUUUUCUUGAACCGAUUUGGUUGUGAACUGAGGCGUUUGUGAACCAAGGUACCACUAUACUAAGCUUUGUUUCAUCUUUCUUGAAGUGUCCAUAUUUGUCUGUAAGCCAUAGACAAAAAUUAAUAAAUUGUAUAAUUACAAGUCAAGAAAAAUUAGUAGCGUAAGAAAAGCCCUACUGGAUCAAAUGAAAGGCCUUUCUAGUCCAACAUUUUGUUGCCACAAACUUAAGAAACCCAAAAGCAAUCCAUGACUGCUACAGCAUUCUCAUGUUUUCCUAGCAAAGGUAUUGAGAGAUACAGCCUCCUAUACUCAAGUUAAUAUAUAGCCAUCAUGAGAUAUAGCCAGUGAGUUUAUAUAAACUCAUUUUAAAGACAUCUGAUUUGGCAGUCAUGAGUUACCCUGUGGAAGCAUACUGUUCGUUGGUCUAACUUUCAAAUAACUAGGCCUACAAAUAGGAUGUUAAAGUUCUUCAACAAAUAGAAUCCAGGUGUAGGGCAAAAAUGGAUAGUACCACUUCCAAGACUUUCACAGUGACAUUCCUAAAUGCUUGUGUAAAUCCUUUGUCACAGUAUAUCUUUAGCGUUAAUGAAGUGGAUACUUGAACAGUAUGUCUUACCAUUAAGGAUGCUACUUCUGAUCAUCAAAUUUCUUGAAAUUUGGGCAACAGUAUUGACCUUGCUUUGUAAAAGGUAUGGAGGUAAACUGUUCACAAAAUAUGUUUGUUGACUGUAUAUUUUAGUAGACAUAAUUCUGGAACACUUCAAUCAGAGCCUACUAUUAACUUGUCAUUAGAAGAAUGAGAAAUGAUAAUUCAUUCUACUGAAUAUGUACCAAUUGGAAUGCAAGAAAAUACAUGGGUUGAAUUGUAUAAAUUAUCCAUUAGUUUACAUUUGAAGCAUUGUUUGUCUAAUCACCAGUUAGACAUUGUUUAAAAUUUCCUCUGUAGCAUCAAUAGCUUACUUGGAAGUAUGUAUUCUUUAAGACUUUGUCAGUUAACACUAGUUUAAUUCACAUACAUGAAUAAAAUAGAUAGUAAACAUAACAUAAAACACCUGCCCCAGACUACCGGGUGAAGCUAAGAACUCACAGAACUACAGUAACUGGGGAUAAAAUAAUACCUAGCUAUAGUCUAAAGAAUCAUAUGUGUACUCAUGAUCAAAGUGUAUUUAUUUGUUCUACCAGUUUAGCAAAAUGGAUAGAUAUUUUUGGGUGUUGUGGUAUAACCAUUGAUUCUCCUACGUGGAACUGGACCUGCUUAUAGGAAAUCUUGUUCAACUGAUGGCUUGAAUGCCGUUAUUCGGACAUAAACUCCAGACAAUGAUUCUUUAUUAGUAAUGCUUGACUACAUUUGUUCCCCAUUUUUCUUCAAAAGAACUGAGCAUGCAAAUGAUAAUUCAAGCAGACUACCAUUCAGUCGGUUUCCUGGGCUGGUUGGGUUUAUUGUAGUGGUAUAUUUGCUUCAUGUACCUUUUGGACCAUUGAUGCAUUCAUAUUAUAGGCUGCUAAACUGAGCAGCUAAGGAAUAGCAUUCUCGAUUUUGGAAGAGGCAAAUUGUACCCAAAGUAUAAUAAAGUACAGUCUUUUUUCAAUACUUAUAUCAGGCAUGAUGUGCUGAGUGAUCAGUAGAUAAAUGUAUUGGAAAAGACAUCCACAUAACCAACAAGGGCAGGCCAUACUUAAUUCAUAAUAUGAAAUCCAGUGUGGCAUAGUGAUUAAGAGCACUGGACUGGGACUCAGGCAAUCUGGAUUCUAGCCCCAUGGAGUCAACUGGGUGACUUUGGGACAGUCGCAGAGUCUCAGCCUAAUCUACCUGCCAGGAUGUUUGCUGUGCCAAAAUUGAGAGCAGCA